Molecule: messenger RNA, 3262 nt
Organism: Portunus trituberculatus (swimming crab)
Lineage: Eukaryota; Metazoa; Arthropoda; Malacostraca; Decapoda; Portunidae
Product: M-phase inducer phosphatase-like
Exons: 7
Coding region: 232-2169 (645 amino acids)
Biological process (GO): positive regulation of G2/MI transition of meiotic cell cycle; positive regulation of G2/M transition of mitotic cell cycle; G2/M transition of mitotic cell cycle
Cellular component (GO): nucleus; cytoplasm
Molecular function (GO): protein tyrosine phosphatase activity
Source: RefSeq, a predicted model, not a curated record
GGUCAGUCGCUGCUGUGCUCUGAGGGGGAACUGUCACACUCUCCCUUCCUAAUUAAUCUUUCCCACCUUCCUCAACUAUUUGAGGACUACACUUCUUUCUUCAUCAUGAGGUUAUAGUGGAAGUGCAGAAAACUGAAAUUAUUACCCAGUGAUUAAAAUUAGAAAAAAAAACUUUUCGGUGCAACGUGUGGAAAUUAAUCAAUUCAGAGUGAAGAAGAAAUAAAUUACAACAUGAGUGCCCGAGAUCUGUACCGGAGUGUGCUGCGGGGCGGGCAGUGCGAGUCGCCGCAGUUCAGCAGCGGUGACCUCUCUCCUAUGUCCAAUCUGGCCCAGUCCCUGCACGGCGCCUCCCUUACCAAUACUCCCCGCAGGCGGCUCUCACUUUCCUCUAACUUGUCUGACACACCUCAGUCCUGCCUCAACGACUCCACUCAGCUUUCCAUCAGUUCCCCACCAGCUGACCAUAGCUCUGACUCCGGGUCCAGCCUGAUUGAGGAGCCUACCAUCUCUCCUCGACGACACGUCACUACAUCCUCACGCAACAAAGAAAACUUUCCCUCUCCUUACUACUCUCCAUCCCGCCUUCCAUCCCGCAAUCGUGCCAGCCCUUUACAGGAGGUUCAGAAUACAGUGAAUAGGAGCCUGGAUUUUAGUCCCAUCAAGAAGAAUCUUCAGAUGGUGUCACCUUCCAAGAGACAGUUCACCUCCCCUCAAAAACCCUCUCCCCCUGAUGACUUUGACACUACCUCUCAAGACAGUGGCUACUCUGAGAGUGGCAAAAAAGUGGACGAGGACUGUUUCAGUGUUCCAAUCAGCUGUGCACCACGAAAGCUCAACCUUGACCUGUCCCCAGCCAAGACACAGUUGGCUGUCUCUCCAGUGAAGCCAGUUACUGUAGUUUCCUCUUCCACAUUGUCAUCAACAGCAGGUUCUAAUGGUACUGCAGUUACCAUUACAAGCACCCCAUCCACUACCAAAGUCACCACCACAAAUGACACCCCUGCUGAACGUGGAAGACCCUUCAAAAAGUUCUCAUCACUCACCAAGGGUGAAGAGGAUGAUGCCAUCCUGAUGGAUCUGAUGAAUGAAGUCGCACACCAAGAUGAUAAGCCACUGGGUUUCUCAAACUUGUUGGUAGCUCCCAUAAUGCCAGCUAAGGUGUCUCCACCACCCAAAGCUGCAUCCCGACCAGCCAUCAGGCGCUGUCUCUCCAUGAUCGACACAACGCCUACCUCCUCUCGGGUUUUUAAGGCAACAGCUGUCCAGUCUGAGAAUACAUCUUCCUUCAAGCGACCAGAGCCUCCGUCAGAUAUCUGCACCACUGACACCAAACGCCGAAAGUUGGAUGUGCCCAGUGAACAGCUGUCUCCUCUCACGUCCAAUGCUCAGACUACAACACAAAGUAGGAGCCAGCCCCUUAUGACGCUGAGGCAAGUUUCCGCCCCGGAACCCAGCCCAUCCUCCCAGCAGAAUUCCAAGCCAAAGUUUCAGCGUUGUCACUCUGAGAGCCAUGUUUCCAUAAUGAAAGCUUUAAACAAGAGUUCUGGACAUGAUGGGAAUCUUACAGGAGACUUCUCCAGGCCUUUGUUGCUUCCCAUCUUAGAGGGAGGAAAGCAUCCAGACCUCAAGUCCAUCAGUGUAGAUACUUUAGCUGAUGUUGUUCGGGGAAAGUACAAUAGUAAAGUUGCCACCUGUCGCAUCAUAGACUGCAGGUAUCCCUACGAGUAUGAGGGUGGACACAUUAUAGGUGCAGAAAUGUGGCAUCUGCCAGAGUUGGUGAGUGAACACUUCAAGGCUCAGAAGGGUGCCCCUGUCAUAGCUGGUGAGGAGGAACAACGACACAUCAUGGUGUUUCACUGUGAAUUCUCAGCUGAAAGAGGCCCCAAAACUCAGCGCCUUCUGCGAGAGAUUGAUCGCACUGCCAACAAGGAGCACUACCCAGCACUUCACUUUCCUGAGAUGUACCUCCUUGAGGGGGGUUACAAAGCCUUCUAUGAAAAGUACUCAAGCUUGUGCACACCCAAUGACUAUGUCAGGAUGCUUGAUCCAAAUCACUCUGAUGACCUCAGGCACUUCAGGGGCAAGUCCAAGUCUUGGGCUGCUGAGAAUAAGCAAGCCAAGAGCCGGAAUGCAAUACCUCGUCCGGGGCUUAAGAGACUUGGCUUAUGAUGACCGUCUCCAAUGUAGGACAAGUUUUAUGUCUUUUAAUUUAGUUUUUUUUUUUUUUUUUCCAUGAGUUAUCCUUUAGUGUGUGUGUGCAAUAUACCUAUUAUUUUGUUGUGUACAGGUGAGUUUUGUCCAGGUUGAGUCAGUAACAUCAGUGAGGAUUUAGUGUCCACCAAUGCCAAAGGAUGUUAAUCUUCCUGAAAUAGUGAAUAGUGCACUUUAGAUGUGUGACUUAUCUGGGCAGAAUUUUGUUGAUUUUGUUCUUCCUUUGUCUUUGUUUUCCUUUAUUUAUGUUUUGAUCUGAUCUACAUGUGAUCAUCAAUAAUUUUAUCUGUUUUUAUUGUCAUAAAGGCCAGUUUCCACCAUUCCUUCAGUCGGUGAUGAUAUAACUUACGAGUUUUCUGUUAUAACAUUUCAAACUAGCAAACAAAACUGUGAUAAUUGAGUUACAUAACAUGUGCAAGAUCUUUUUGACUGUUGUGUGUAGUGUUGUGCUGCAAAGAAGAUCAUGAAUAUGUCAAGGUAAAGAGAAGUUAGUUAAGGGCAUUGUUAGCCCUUAGCUUUCAUGGAGCUUGUGACUGUUAAAUGAAAGUUUAGCUGUGAUUAAUCUUGCUUAUUUUAAUGAAGGUCACUGGCCACAAACUAUUUUUAUAUCUUGUGAAUAGUAAACACCACCACAAGUGUUCAAUGUAUGUGUGUCUGGUUACUUUUAAAUCUAUAUGGCUAACGACUCCAACACUGAUCUCAGAUUACCGACUGCUGUUCCACAUUGUCAGAGCCUUAUGACGUGACCGUAAGCGUUCAUCUUGAUUCUCAGUGUUGUUUUAUAACUUCUCACACGUCAGACGUUUCCUCAGCUUAGCUACUUGGUAAAGAGAAAUGUUAUACUUCCCCAAUUAAACUUAUCUACUUGCUCUUUUCUUUCUUUCAUAUCGGGGGUACAAAAAUGUUUUCAGUAUGAUUACCUUUUUUUGGGAAUUAGGAGUAUUAAUAAAAUUUAUAUCAUCCCUUUUCUAGUCUUUGUGUUAGUGUACAAAAAAAGUCUUGUGAAAAUCUGUCCUUGUCCCGUCUGUCCGCAAUACACGGAAUUUCUGUC